CAUUGCUGUGGGUCUGGACUCACAUGUAGGCCAGACCAGAUGGGAUGCCAAUUGGUGAACUCACGUGGUCCUCCUCACUUGCUGUGGUAGCCGUGUCUUUUUCCGGUCUCUUCACCUUUAUCUUCCUCAUGCUCGCCUGCCUCUGUUGCAAGAAAGGAGACAUUGGGUUUAAGGAGCCGAUUUCUGCAGUCAAACAUUUCAGCCGAAAGGAGUUUGAGAAUAAUGAGGGAGAGGAUUACACAGGAGAAUUCUCACCCCACACCACUUCCUCGUCACAGAAUGGACCCGAGGUUUAUAUCCUUCCACUCACAGAGGUCUCAUUUCCCGUGUCAAACCAGCCAUCUGCAAGACCAGGGCACUUCCUUCAUCAGACUGACUUGGGCCGUCAAAGCCUCCUCUACUUAAAAGAGGCAGGCAGUGGUUGGUUUGGAAAGAUGCUGACGGACCAGCAAAGUAUGUCUAGCAUUUUUGUUUCAGACGUGCAUCGUCAAAGCCUCCAGCAUCCCAAUCUGCUUCAGUGCCUAGCUCAGUUUACAGAGGUGACGCCUUAUCUCCUUGUCAUGGAAUUCUGUCAGCUGGGUGACUUAAAGGGUUAUCUGAGAACUCAUAAUGCAGCUGAUGAAUUGGCCCCUGAUCCUUCAACCCUACAGCGAAUGGCUUGCGAGAUCACAUCAGGCCUACAGUAUUUACACAAACAUAAUUAUAUACACAGUGACAUGGCCCUGCGAAACUGCUUGCUGUCUGCGGACCUGACUGUUAAAAUUGGAGACUAUGGACUUUCCCACAAUAAAUACAAGAAAGAUUACUUUGUAACUCCUGACCAGCUCUGGAUCCCACUCCGCUGGAUUGCACCUGAGCUUAUCGAUGACGUUCAUGGGAAUCUGCUAGUGGUGGAUCAAACCAAGAUUAGUAAUAUCUGGUCCCUGGGUGUAACUUUAUGGGAACUGUUUGAAUUUGGUAACCAGCCCUAUCACCAGUGUUCAGAUAAGGAGGUGCUGACGUAUGCUAUAAAAGAACAGCAGCUGAAACUGCCAAAACCCUUGCUGAACCUGCCACUGUCUGACCGAUGGUACGAGGUGAUGCAGUUCUGUUGGCUGCAACCAGACCAAAGACCCACAGCAGAUGAAGUGCAUCUGCUUCUCAGUUACCUUUGUGCAAAAGCAUCCAGUGAGGCAGAGGAAGAGUUUGAAAAACGCUGGAAUGCAAUGAAACCGAGUGGCUCCAGCACCAGCCACACAGCUGAGGUGUCUUCCUUUCCCCUCCUGGAGCAGUUUGGAACCAAUGGCUAUCAUACUGAGGUGGAUGAUGUGCUGACGGUGACUGAGACAAGUCAAGGCCUUAACUUUGAAUAUAAGUGGGACCACACUCAAAUGGACAACUUUCCACCAUCUACGGCUGGCCUGGCCCACGGCACCACCCAGUAUCAAGAGAUCUACUUCCCUAACAGUGCGUCGGGAAGGUUGAGUUUGAGUGUCUCGCCCGUCUCCUCCAACUCCUUCUAUGAAUCGAAGCAGCAGUCUAACAUGCCACAGAAUCUGCAGCCGCCAGGCAUUGUACCAGUGAUCAGCGCGCAUAGCCCUUCUGUAACUGGAGAAUACUACAUACGGAUAGAGGAACCGACUGAGUGCAAUAUGGACCUGGAUUAUACAAUGUGUUCCUAUAGCCCGGAGUAUGAUCCAAGCUUGCACGUGGAGUCAUCGUCUUGGCAAGGAUUACAAGGAAGGGACAAUAUAGAUGAUUGUGAGAACAGCCCGACUUUAUCCUUGACCAUGGAACCCCUUUUGGGUCAGGUAUCAUCAGCAACCCAAGACUCCUGGGAAGACAGUCAAUAUUUUAGCAAGAAUAAGAGCCAAACAUACUACGAACAAUUCACGGUAGAUGAUGCUAAUCAAUAUUUGUUAGAGAACGACUCUGAAAAUAGUAACAACUGGAAAGUACAGAGUGCUGGAGAAAACAGUAAUGAUGACCCUUUGGGAAUAUCUCCUUUGGUAACAAGUUCCUUGAGAGAUUCCACUUCCUUACUCGUAACAUCUUAUCACGAACUGGAUGAAACUGAAUCAGAUAGAACUUGUCAAUCACCAGCUGCUGAAGUGUUUAAUUAUUCUGCACCUUCUGUAAAUACAAUGUUACAUUCAGUCGAUGAUUUGGACUGUGUAAAAACAAUUGCAGUUGGUGACCCUUCACCAGCUGGUCUGCCAUCCAGAAAGGGAACAACAUCUGAAGACGAAAACCUCUUUCUUUCUGGGAUAAAAUCAUGGGAAUCCAGUAAUUUCCUAAAUAACAACAAUAUGGAUUUAACAAAACAGUCGCUCGAGCAGGCAAAUAUUGGCGCAGAAUUAUUUCAAACAGAAUUUUCAGAACCAGACCUGCAAAAGGUGGGAAGUGUUGUGCUUCUCUCUUUAUGUCACACAGCAGACACACACAACUCCACAAAGAUUCAUUCGACCGAAACAGAGAAUGGGCACUGUAACUGGAAGGCUAAGUACAAAGAAGUUGAUCAGGACAGUCAAAGUUUUGAUCAGUCACUCUCCACUACUUUACACAACAUAGCCCAGCAAGAGGAAAAUCAUAGUCUCAUUUCUGAUAGAUUACAAUCUUCGAGAAGCGAAGACCUUGUGGACCCUUUACUUGGCCAGGCUGUGAAGAGUUCUGCCCCUGGUAUCUAUAAUAAAACCAGGAUCCAGAUGGACAGUAGUGAAAUGAAUUUACCUGGACCAGAUACAGACGUAGCCAGUGUGAAUGAUCAAUUGGAUGUCAUUGUUCAAGAAACGGAUCAAUUAAAGAUUGAUAGAGAAGAGAUUCAUAAUCCAACUGAACUGAAGAUUGAAAUAGAAGUCAGAGAGAGCAAUGCCAUUCUUUCAGAAAUGGAAAUGGUCAGUGAUACAUAUCAGGUGGAAACUGCAGUGAGGGACUUUGCAAGCUCUCCCCAGUUUGAAACAGCUGAGAAAAGUGACAAUUGCUUUUCAUCUGAUGUAGAAUCGAAAGAGCUUGACAGCUCUCCAAUAAAGACAUUUUCCAGUGUAAGCUUUGCUGGAACAGAUGGGUGCAGUGAUGAGGAUGAAACAGAUAUCACAUCAGGAGUAUUCACAGACUUAACACAGGACUACGAAAGCAGUGAUCUUGUUCUCUCUCACAAAUCUCUGCAGAAACUUGUGGGGACUCCAGAUUCCCUGGAGUCUCUCGACAUCCCAUCGACAACUAGUUCCUGUGAAAUGUAUAGUCCGACGUCACAUUAUUCGUCACUCCAGCCAAAGGCUGCAGACAGUGGCUAUGACACGGAGAAUUUUGAAUCCCCGGAAUUUGUCUUGAAGGAACCAGUUGAACAGAAGGACCCUGAGCUGUUCCCCAAAGUAAGCAAACCCAGUAAUGUUACUGUACUGGAGGUGGGCAGUGAUGGCAUUGAAAUGUCACAAGACUCUAAGCCACAGCGCAUUGACGAAAAAAAUCCCUACAGGGACUCGGCGUAUUUCUCAGACUAUGAUGCUGAGUCUGAAAGAUACCAAACCUUAGAUUCAGAGAAGGAUGACCUCGAGGAAGAUGAGAUUGAACUGAAUGAAGGCGACCUCACAGAUAGUCCUUUACAAGAUGUUGAUUGUGUGUACUUGGGUUCUUCACAGACUCACAACCAGACUGACCUGCAGCAAACUGAAAGCCUGAAGACUGCAGGGAGAAAUUUAGAGCAUUGCAAUUUGAUCCAAAAGUUACCUAAUGAUCCUGCAGAGGGUUUAGCGAGCAGUCAAGCCUCUGCAGAGGUUUCUAUUCUCAUUGAAAAACAGAUGGACCCUAUACCUAAUAACCCAGUAUUGGCAGAAGCAGAACCCAAACAGGGAUCAGAAUUCAGUAGUUCUGUAAUAAAUGAGGGAUCUCACAAGCAGGACUUAGAAACUGAGAAUGGUGAGAAAGCGAUUCAAGCUGACUAUUUAGUUUGUAAGCAGAUAUUAGAUGAAGCAGCUUGCUCCAAUUCGAAGAACAAUGAUGGAUUUUUUCAAAGCAGCUGCAAUUCAGAAAACAUUCUCCUAAAGAAACAGGUAUCUUCACGUAAGAAAGGGUACCCUCACAAAACGUCAGGCUGCAUCUUUGAUGGCACAGAAUUGAUACUGGAAGAACAUUUAGCUGAGCAAUGUAGCGAAACAGUUGGGCUCCAGUGCACUGAUGUUGAGACAAGGAAGUUCCAACUGUAUUCCUUGAACAUUGAAGAAAAGUUGGAGAGCUGCAUUGUUCCCAAAAUACAGUCAGUUCAGUUGUCGUUGGAGCUCCCUUUAUUAGGUCUUAAGAAAGAACCCAGACAGGGCUUUGAUGGGGAAGAAGGAGACGAAGAGGAUGAGGAUGAUGAUGAAAGUGAUGACUCCGAUGAAGAACUUGGCAUCUAUAACAUUCAGGAACACAGUGAAGAGAGUGAGGAAGAACUUCCCACUGUUCCCAUUAUUGUAACAGAGAAAGAUGAUGGGAAGAAUCUAAGAAGUCUUCUCAAGUUGCCGAAUUUAGUGUGUGAGACCUUUUGUGAUGAUCUUGACCGAAAGAAAAAAGCCGUGUCUUUCUACGAUGACGUCACUGUCUACCUUUUUGACCAGUUGAUUAAAGGAUUCACACUUCUAAGUGUUCAGGACAUUGCUCUGAGUAAACUGUGUUAUCGAUUGCAGCAUUUACUGGAUUUGCAGACUGAUGGUGCUCAGUAUUAA
Messenger RNA from Rhincodon typus (whale shark), 4679 nucleotides. Its product is annotated as serine/threonine-protein kinase LMTK1-like. The coding region runs from base 45 to 4679 and encodes 1544 amino acids. Gene Ontology annotation, molecular function: protein tyrosine kinase activity; ATP binding. The transcript has 13 exons. Gene Ontology annotation, biological process: peptidyl-tyrosine autophosphorylation; brain development. Lineage: Eukaryota; Metazoa; Chordata; Chondrichthyes; Orectolobiformes; Rhincodontidae. The record is from RefSeq and is a predicted model, not a curated record.